CCUGUUACCCAAAAUCAUUAUGAUCUUUCUUGGCAGUUUGUCAGUGUCAGUUCCAGGAAAUCAAGACAAUAUGACAAGUUAUCAACCACAUCUCAAGAUAUUCACCGAGCGCACCGUUAUCAGCCAAUGAACGAAGCUUAGCUUACGAUGCAAAAAGGAAGCUUGGUAGCCAAGUCUUGCCGUUUUGAGAGUAUAUAUACACAGCAUUCAGCAGUGGUGGAAUCAGGUAGCUCUGGCCUUCAAACAACCAAAGUCUUGAGAGACCCAAGCAGACAGACAAAAUGAAGACUAUACUACUGCUCGUUUUCGCUGUCUUGGUCUCCAGCGCUCCUGCGGAACACAACGAUAAGAACUUAUUGGGAGAGAUUAUUGAUGAGCUGGACAAAGCAGUGAACAUUUUCUCAAAAGAGAACAAGGGAAAUGAAAUCUUCCUGAAAAAACUGCAAAUGGUUGGCUGUAAGCGUGAGGUAUUCUGCCAGGCUGAGCAAGAACUGAUAAAGAAGGUUUCUGGGCUGUCUGGUGCCAAAUUUGACCAUUUGCGUAUUGACAAGAAACUAAUGAGGACUUUAAACAUGUAUAACAAGCGCCAUGUGAAAACCUGCAAACCUGCUGAUGAAGACCAAGAUGAAAUACUUCUGCAUGCUUUCUUGAAAAAUCUCUUGACGUGUGUUAAGAGUGCAUAUAGCCAUGUCAAUGCACGUUUUGUGCAGUAUUUCUGUGAAGUGACUGAAAAGAACUUUUCAAUGAAGCGCAUUCCUGCGAAUCUCAGCGAAAUGACUUUACCGGCAGAGCUUGAGGAUGAGCUGGACAUGGCAAUGAGCAAUGUCCUGAAGGAGACCAAGGAAAAGAAAAUCUUACUGAAAGAUGCGAUAAGUGACAAGAUUUUAGUGGAAGCAACUGAUGAUGAGCUGGACACGUCAAUGAAAAAUGUCUCAAAGGAAAAAGAGGGGGGGGAAAUCUUACCAAAAGGUGCAAUAAGCAAUAAGACUUUACCAGAAGAGCUUGAUGAUGAGCUGAACAAAGCAGUGAAACAUGUCCCAAAAGAGGCCGAGGAAAAGAAAGUCUUACUGAAAGUUGCGAUAAGCGAUAAUACUCCUAAAAGUCACAGCGAUAAGAAAUUAUUGGGAGAGAUUAUUGAUGAGCUGGACAAAGCAUUGAGAAUUUUCUCAAAGGAGAACAAGGGAAAUGAAAUCUUCCUGACAAAACUGCAAAUGGAUGGCUGUAGGCGUGAGGUAUUCUGCCAGGCUGAGCAAGAACUGCUAAAGAAGGUUUCUGGGCUGUCUGGUGCCAAAUUUGACCAUUUGCGUUUUGGCAAGAAACUAAUGAGGACUUUAAACAUGUAUAACGAGCGCCAUGUGAAAACCUGCAAACCUGCUGAUGAAGACCAAGAUCCAAUCCUUCUGCAUGCUUUCUUGAAAAAUCUCUUGACGUGUGUUAAGAGUGCAUAUAGCCAUGUCAAGUAA
Molecule: messenger RNA, 1463 nt
Organism: Sinocyclocheilus anshuiensis
Lineage: Eukaryota; Metazoa; Chordata; Actinopteri; Cypriniformes; Cyprinidae
Exons: 12
Coding region: 282-1463 (393 amino acids)
Source: RefSeq, a predicted model, not a curated record